Clupea harengus (Atlantic herring) is the source of this 2554-nucleotide messenger RNA. RefSeq lists its product as uncharacterized. The transcript has 3 exons. NCBI's taxonomy places the organism in Eukaryota, Metazoa, Chordata, Actinopteri, Clupeiformes, Clupeidae. The coding region runs from base 1 to 2544 and encodes 847 amino acids. The record is from RefSeq and is a predicted model, not a curated record.
AUGACUAUCAUUGUCAGCAUCGCAGCUGAACGGUUUGGCGAGGAGGAGAAGAAAAGCUCCGGAACAUCUUACUCAAAGAAUCAAAGAGCUGUAAGGAUCCACAACAUCAGGCAGGAGAUGAAAGCGCUGAAAUCCCAGUACAAGGCAGCAGGACAAAAGGAACGCAUUGGCCUGGCCCAGCUAAUGUGCAUCCUUCGGAAAAACAUCAGAGUUCUCCGCCGGGCUGAGUGGCAUCGGAGGCGGCGGCGCGAGAGGGCACUUAAACGUGCUGCUUUCAUCGCUAACCCCUUCAAGUUCACUAAGGAUUUGCUGGGGCAGAAGCGCAGUGGCAAACUGGCCUCCUCGCAGGAAGACAUAGACCAACAUCUGAAGCAGACGUACAGCGACCCCGCAAGAGAGCAGGAGUUGGGAGAGUGUAACAACCUCAUAGAACCCCCUGAACCAGAAGUGCAGUUCGACCCGUCAGAGCUGCAGCUAAAGGAAGUCAGGGAGGUUGUCCGCAAAGCAAGGGCAAGCUCUGCACCAGGACCGAGUGGCACUUCAUACAAAGUGUAUAAGAACUGUCCCAAACUCCUGCUGCGUCUGUGGAAAAUCCUGCAAGUCUUCUGGAGAAGAGGGAGGAUCCCUGAACAAUGGAGAGUGGCUGAAGGGGUAUGGAUCCCGAAGGAGGAAAACUCCACUCAGCUAGACCAGUUCCGCAUCAUCUCCCUGCUGUGUGUUGAGGCAAAGGUUUUCUUCAGUGCUGUUUCCAAACGGCUGUGUACCUACCUGGCAAAGAACACCUAUAUCGAUACAUCUGUCCAGAAAGGCGGCAUUCCAGGAAUGUCAGGAUGUCUGGAGCAUACUGGUGUGGUGACACAGCUCAUUCGGGAGGCCAGAGAGAACAAGGGCAACCUGUCAGUGUUGUGGCUUGACCUGGCAAAUGCAUUCGGUUCCAUUCCACACAAGCUGGUUCAGCUCACCUUGAGAAAACAUCAUGUACCCAGCAGGUGUAGAGACCUCAUCGCUGAUUAUUACAGCAAUUUCAGGAUGAGGGUCUCUUCAGGAGCAAUAACAUCCAGUUGGCACAAGGUGGAGAUCGUCAAGAGCCUGGGCAAGGUUUUUGACUGCUCUCUGAGAGACACAACAUCUAUCCAGUCGACCUGCACUGAGUUGGAUGGCUGGCUGAAAUCCGUGGACAAGUCAGGCCUACCUGGGAAGUUUAAAGCCUGGGUCUACCAACAUGGCAUUCUUCCCAGGAUCCUGUGGCCCCUCCUUGUCUACGCGGUCCCUAUCUCAACAGUUGAGAUCUUGGAGAGGAAAGUCAGCAAACACCUCCGGAGAUGGCUUGGAUUACCAAGGAGCCUGAGCAGCAUUGCACUCUACGGGAAGACCAACAAACUGCGACUGCCUUUCAAAUCCUUGGAGGAGGAAUUCAAGGUAACUAGAGCCAGAGAAGUGGUUCAGUACAGGGACUCAAGUGAUCCGAAGGUGGCUAACGCAGGGAUCCAAGUGAGGACUGGCAGGAAAUGGAGGGCAGAGGAAGCGGUUCAAGACGCAGAUGCAAGGCUGUCUCACAGGAGCCUGGUGGGAGUGGUCACACGAGGUCGAGCAGGGCUAGGAUCCUUUCCAACUCCCCAAAUGAACACCAGGGGGAAGGAAGGGCGACGACUUGUUCAGGAGGAGGUGAGAGCAGCAGUGGAGGAGACGAGAACCUGCAAGGCAGUGGGAAUGAAGCAACAGGGAGCUUGGAUGAGGUGGGAGAAUGCGAUUGAAAGGAAAGUGACCUGGGCUGAGCUUCGGAAAGCCGAGCCUCACCGCAUUAAAUUCCUCAUCCAGGCAGUGUAUGACGUGCUUCCAAGCCCGUCAAAUCUGCACAUAUGGGGCAUAGCAGAGACACCAGCAUGCCCACUGUGUUCCAAGCGAGGAACCCUGGAACACAUCCUCAGUUGCUGUACAAGGGCACUUGGAGAUGGUCGGUACAGGUGGAGGCAUGACCAAGUCCUCAAGACCAUUGCUGAAGCCAUCAGCGCAGGACUGGCGUGGGCAAAGCAGUUCCGACCCUCCAAGAAAACCAUCACCUUUGUCAGAGCUGGGGACAAGCCAACUCCUGCCAGAAGAACAUCAUCUGCAGGCAUCCUGACGUCUGCAAGAGACUGGCAGUUGUUGGUGGACCUUGAACAUCAGCUGAAGUUCCUCAGCCAUAUUGCAGUCACCACCCUGCGACCAGACAUUGUCCUUGUGUCUGAGUCCACCAAGAAAGCAGUGCUGCUGGAGCUGACAGUCCCGUGGGAAGAUCGCUUGGAAGAAGCCUUUGAGAGGAAGCUCUCCAAGUACGCAGGACUGGUCAGUGACUGCCAGCAGGCUGGCUGGAGAGCAAGGUGUUUCCCUGUGGAGGUUGGAUGCAGAGGAUUUGCAGCCCGUUCCUUGGCCAGAGCCUUCAGCAGUUUAGACAUCGAGGGUGAGAGAAAGAGGAGAGCCAUCCGCAGUACCACCGAUGCGGCAGAGAGAGCCUCAAGAUGGCUGUGGCUCAAAAGAGGGGAGCCAUGGAGUCAUGGUAGCUAGCUAGCCAUCU